This is a messenger RNA of Paramecium tetraurelia, 998 nucleotides long. RefSeq lists its product as uncharacterized. The record is from RefSeq and is a predicted model, not a curated record. Gene Ontology annotation, cellular component: cytoplasm. Lineage: Eukaryota; Ciliophora; Oligohymenophorea; Peniculida; Parameciidae. Gene Ontology annotation, biological process: proteasome-mediated ubiquitin-dependent protein catabolic process; regulation of proteolysis. The transcript is spliced from 4 exons. Gene Ontology annotation, molecular function: ubiquitin protein ligase binding.
AUGUUGAAAAAGAAAGGUUCAGAAUAAUUAGAUAUCAUAUUUGAGGCAGGAGAGGAUCUUUUGAACUUCUCUAAAAAUCAAGUCAUCAUGAUAAAGAAUAAUUCUAUUAAGCUGCCGAUCAUUAGACCAAGAACAUUUUUAUCAUAUAGUCUUGAAUUUUGUGGGAUUACAGGUCUCAAUUACAAGAUGCUCAGAUUUCAAUCAUUGGGCAGAGAUAUUAGACCUGAAACUAGUAUCAUGACAUCAUGCUUAGUAAAAGUAAUACAUACAACAGAGUUUUCAUAAAUGGCAUAAAAUCCCUUAAAAACUUCAUUCUAAGGGUUGUUUAUACAGGGGUUUCAUAGCGAUAUCCUGCUUUAAAUUAAUGAAGAAAGUCCAAUACCAUUACACAAAUGUAUUUUAGCGUGUAGAUCACCAAAGUUUAGUGGAAUGUUUUCAUCGAACAUGAUCGAAAGCAAUCAAACUUUAGUUAAGGUCGAGCAUAAGAAACCUGAUUUAUUUAAGGUCAUGUUAUAAUGGAUUUAUUGUGGGUAUUGGAAAGAAUUUCCAGAAGAAAUUGAAGAUACUUGUGAUUUAAUGUUACUUGCAGAUGAAUAUUUAAUCACCGAUCUUAAAUAGAAGUGUGAAGAAGAUAUUAUUUCUAAAUUAGAUAGCAGCAAUAUAUUAUAAAUAUUGUUAUUUGUAGAAAAGCACUCAAAUAUCAUAUCAUAACAACUUUUGGAAAAAACUAAUUCGAUGUUCAUAGAUGACUUUGAUAAGAUCCAUAAAUUAAAUCCAAAUUUAGAACAAGAUAUAACAAGAGUGCCUGGUUUAAUGACAAAGCUAUUUGAAAAUUUGCAUUAGAAAAAAAUAAGAAAAGGGAGAAAAGUUCAUUUUGUUGUUGAUGAUUUUGAAGAAUCCGAUUCUGAUGACUAUGUUAGAAAUUAUACACAACAUUUCUACUAAUGAUUAUAAGAUGAUUAUCAAAUUAUAUAUAAAUAUUUAUAUAAAAUUUUAGA